AUGGGGUUUUCAUCUUUGAGAAGCCGCCUCUUUCCUCGGCAGCAGGAGGACAACAUCACCCCCGCAUCCGUCGAUCAUCAAAAUGAUGGGGUAGCAUCGAGUGUUACUGGCACCGACGAAAUCAGUAAAUCCAUUGAGGAAAAUGGUAAUCCAACUGAGAAAAUCGAUCCCGAAACAAAUGUCAAAGAGUCCUCACCUAUCGUUGAAAGUUCACCUCUCGACAUCGAAAAGGCGACACCAACAUCAGGAAGGUUUGGUGAUGACGAUCCAUUACUUAAGGAUAUUCCAUGGCAAGUUCGCCGAAUUGUCAGUCUCGAGGAUGAUCCUACCGAACCUACAAUCACGUUCCGCUAUUUUCUUCUGACCCUGAUAUUCGUCGCACCGGGAGCUUUCUUAUCACAAAUGAGCCAUUUCCGUACCACAUCCGCUCCAUACUCCGUCUUCUUCGUUCAAAUCUGUUCGAAUUAUGUUGGUGUUUGGCUAGCAAAGGUUCUUCCAGCCAAGACCAUCUGGUUACCAUUUGGAGGAAGCUUUAGUCUGAAUCCAGGUCCAUGGGGAACAAAGGAACAUGUGUUGGUUACCAUUUCUGCAGCAUCUGGUGCCACUUACAACUUGGCCUACGCCCCAAUUUCUAUCGCCGAGCUCUACUUUGGAAUCACCAUUAAUCCAGCAGUUGCGAUAUUCUUUAUGUGGUCCGUAGUAUACAUUGGGUAUUCUUUCGCAGCUAUUGCUAGACAAUUCUUGCUCUAUGAUCCUGUAUACCCAUGGUAUCAAGCACUCUGUCAGACUGCUCUCUUUGAAACUCAAAAGAAGCAGAGACAACAUCCAUCCCGUGUUUCAAAGAAACAGAUGAGAGUAUUCUUUGGAGUUCUUGCAGGAAUCACUCUAUGGCAAUUCCUCCCAGAGUUCGUGUUUCCAAUGCUUGGGUCCUUGGCAUUCCUCUGUUGGGUUGCCCCAAAGAACAAGGUUGCGAAUUUCAUGGGCUCAGGUUUGGGGGGAAUGGGUUUCUUAAAUCUGACACUUGAUUGGUCAAGUAUUGCUAGUUUGAGUAAUUCCAACAGCUUGUUCGUAACUCCUUGGUGGACUCAAGUAAUCAUCUUCCUGGCUUUUGUAGUCAACUGUUGGAUAUUGCUUCCGGCCGCGAAAUGGGGAAGUCUGGGUAGUUGGAAGCCUGAGUUGAUGUCUAAUCGUCUCUUCAUGGAAAAUGGAACUUCUUAUCCUACCACCAAGCUCAUCACUCCUCAAGCCACACUCAAUGAAACUGCUUACGAGGAGUACGGGCCAAUCUACGUUGGUACUCAACAACUUUGGAACAUGUUCUUCGAUUAUGCAGCAUACACCUCCGGUAUCAGUUGGAUUUGUUUCUUUGGAUUCACACAAAUCAGAGAUACACUUAAAAAAUUGAACGCUCGUCGUAAGAACAAAGUCGAGGGAGAAACCAUCAACCAUCAAUAUGGCGACCAAUUGAAUAUCCUCCAACGUUCUUAUAAAGAAGUUCCUUGGUGGUGGUCAUUGAUUCUUUUCCUUAUUACCUUUGUCAUUAUGAUGGUAAUCUUGGGCACCGGCAAUCUUUUCAUUCCUCUAUGGACUUAUUUCAUUGCGGUUCUUACAGGUGUUGUGGUCGUUAUCCCGCUUGGCUGGCUAUAUGCCCUUUCCAACUUUCAACUUCCAAUCGGUACCUUCAACGAACUCUUGUAUGGCCUGAUGGUUAACGCGGUCGACGGACACAAGAAUCCUUCGGGUGCAUCGGUUUACUCAUCCCUCGCCGGUGAUGCAUGGUAUCGUGCACAACUUAUGCUUCAAGAUCAGAAAAUUGGUCACUAUAUGCAUAUUCCUCCUCGAGACACCUUCUUUGCUCAAGUCUUCGGUUGUUUCAUUGGUAUUCCAAUCAAUUAUGGUGUCGUAAAAUGGGUACUCAGUUCAAAAGCGGAUUAUUUGAGUGGUGCUGUAACAGAUCCAACACAUCAAUGGACUGGACAAGGUCUCGCUACUACGUUGACUACUAGCACGCAAUAUGUUCUCAUCGGACCUCUACGCCUCUUUCAGUUGCCUAUUUUCAAACCUCUUCCAUACGGGUUCCUUGUUGGAGCACUUUGCCCACCCAUCAUUUAUGUUCUCCACCGUCGCUUUCCCAACGCUAAAUUUCAUCUCUUCAAUACCACCAUUUUCUUCUCUGGUCUUUCUACAUUUUACGGAAACAUCUCUACUGGAUACACUUCUUCCAUUAUUGGUGGUUUCAUUGUUGCCUACUGGGCGUACAGAUAUAGAUAUGAGAUGUGGGCACGAUAUAAUUACAUCCUUGCUGCUGCUUUCGAUGCAGGAUUCAAUUUGAACAUGUUAUUGAUUUUCUUGUUCUUUGGCGCAGGCAAGGUCGUUACCAUGCCAAAUUGGUGGGGCAAUAAUGCAGAUAGUACAGAUAGAUGUUUUGCUUUGGAGUAA
This is a messenger RNA of Botrytis deweyae, 2439 nucleotides long. RefSeq lists its product as uncharacterized. NCBI's taxonomy places the organism in Eukaryota, Fungi, Ascomycota, Leotiomycetes, Helotiales, Sclerotiniaceae. The coding region runs from base 1 to 2439 and encodes 812 amino acids. Gene Ontology annotation, molecular function: oligopeptide transmembrane transporter activity. Gene Ontology annotation, biological process: transmembrane transport. The record is from RefSeq and is a predicted model, not a curated record. The transcript is spliced from 3 exons.